GAAGAAACUGUAAUUGUACAUGAAGAGAAGAAGAAGAAGAAACAAAAGCUUCCAGUUAGGAAAGGGCCUACAACAAGGAACAUCCAAGUGUAGUUCAAGAGGAGGAACCUGAUUUCCAACCUUCAUCUGAUGAAGAAGAGCAAGGAUUGUUGAAGGAGGCUGAUGAUGAUGGUUAUGAGCCAUUGGCAUUUGUGCUGCCAAAGAAAAGGAAGAGCAGGGCAAAGCAGAGGCCUCCUAGAAAAUGGUACAAUGAGAAAAUGGAGGCACCACAUGAGCAAUUAUGUCUACAGAUGUGUUUCAAGGAUCAACAUCAAUUCAGAGAGGCUUUGUUGAACUUACACAUCACUCAAGGCAGAAACUUCAAAUAUCAUAGGAACUUAGAUCAAAGAAUAAUUGUAGAAUGCAACCAAAAACAUUGCAACUUCUUUAUGGUGGCAGCAGUUAUAAAAGGUGAAACUACUUUUGUAAUUAAGAAGAUGAGAAUUAAGCACACUUGCCCUAUUAGUACAGAGACAACAAGGGUAAGUGCCAAGUGGCUUGCACAGAAGUAUGAGUCACUGUUCAGAUCUGAUCUAACAACUGGCAUUCAGACUUGGAUUGAUGCCUGCAUGGAGAAGUAUUGUGUGGAUGUGCCCAAGUAAAUGGCAUAUAGGUGUGGUGUGGAUGUGCCCAAGUAUGUCCUAGAUGUUAGGAAGAAACCAAUUAGGACAGUGUGUGAUGGAAUAAAGGAUAAGCAGAUGGUGAGGUGGCAUAGGAAUAGGGAGAGUGGAAAGAAAGCUAGAUGCGACAUAACACCCCAUUAUAGUGAGAUGCUAGAGAUUGAGAAGGAGAGGGCCAAAUAUUGCAAACCAAUUCAAGCUGGUGUGGACUUGUGGCAAGUUACAAGUGGGCAGCAAACCCAUGCUGUUAACUUGCAAAUGCACACAUGUGGGUGCAGAAAAAUGGGACCUAAGUGGCAUCCCAUGUAACCAUGCCAUCUCAGCAAUAAACAAGGCCAAAAGAAAACCAGAGGAUUAUGUCAGCAAGUUCUUCAAGAAAGAAAUUUAUCUGGCAGCUUAUGAACCAAUGAUCUAUCCAGUUCCUGGUGAGCAUGACUGGACAAGGACCCCUGGUCCAGUCAUUGACCCACCUGCAUUUGAAGUGAAGAGAGGAAGAAAGAAAGAGAAGAGGAUCAAGGGGAAAUUUGAAGUUCCAAAGCCUAAGGAGACAUCAAGAAUGGUGACUAUAACAUGCGGCAAUUGUGGACUGCAAGGACAUAGGUACACAAGCUGCAACAAGCAGUUGAAGCCUGAGCUGGCUUUGAGGAAGAACAAACAUGUGCCUCUUGCAAGGAAUUCCAAUGCUGGUGCUGCUGCUACUACACAAGCAUCAACAACUUCUCAUCCAACUCCUACAACAACACCAACAGCUGGAACAGGAGCUGGGAGAGGAGCUGGGAGAGGAGCUGGGAGAGGGGCUGCAGCUGCAGCUGCUGGGAGUGGUGCUGCUAGAGGUGCUGGUAGAGGUGCUGGUAGAGGUGCUGCACCAGGUGCUGGGAGAGGUGCUGGGAGAGGGAGAGGUACAUUCUCUGCCCCAAGGCAAUCUGGUCCCUCCACAUCUACUGCUCCCUCUACAUCUAUUGCUACUCCACCUUCUGGUGGUAGAAACAGAGGAUGGAGAGCCUACUUCUAUGCAAGUGGUAACCACUAAAUGGCACAAGUGCCAUGUAAUGUUCAAAACUAGAUAUUUCAUGUGUGUUCUUGCAUCCUAUGGUACAAUGUGAUCUUGCUGGUGCUCUUAGUGUACUUUGCUGGUGCUCU
This is a messenger RNA of Aegilops tauschii subsp. strangulata, 1799 nucleotides long. Lineage: Eukaryota; Viridiplantae; Streptophyta; Magnoliopsida; Poales; Poaceae. The record is from RefSeq and is a predicted model, not a curated record.